Molecule: messenger RNA, 975 nt
Organism: Fusarium verticillioides 7600
Lineage: Eukaryota; Fungi; Ascomycota; Sordariomycetes; Hypocreales; Nectriaceae
Exons: 5
Coding region: 1-975 (324 amino acids)
Molecular function (GO): arylformamidase activity
Source: RefSeq, a predicted model, not a curated record
AUGGACCCCUCAAUCAUGGAAAAGCAAUGGGACGAACUCCCCGACCCCAAACGCGUCUGGGUAGGCCACCCAGGCAGCCGAGAAGAAGGUCUCGGCCGUCUGGUUCUGCUGACGCCAGAGCGGGUGGCUUCAGCCGCACAGACACAGAUCAAGACUGGGAUACGCGUCAAUCUCGGUUGGGAUCUGAAUAAGCUUGAGUUUGCGUGCUUUAACCGGCAGCCGUGCGAGCUCAAGAUGGUGCCGCUUCUGGGUGGUGUUGCUUUUGACGAUAUUUACGUUAUGAAUCCUCAGCAGAGUAGUCAGUGGGAUGGACUGAGACAUUUUUCUAUGCCGAGGGAGGAGGGGAGUGAGGAGAGGGUGUUUUAUGGGGGGACGACGAAGGAGGAGAUUCUGGAUAGGGAGAAUGAUCGUAUUGGUAUUCAUCAUUGGGCACAAGAAGGAAUAACAGGACGCGGAGUUCUAAUCGACUACGCAUCAUGGGCUGAGAAGAAGGGCAUCACCUACUCAACCUUCUCUCUACACACCAUCAAACUCAGCGACAUCCACCAGAUCGCCAAGGAAUGUAACAUCACUUUCCAGCGCGGCGACAUUCUUCUUGUUAGAAUCGGCGUGAUCCAAGAAUGGGAGCAUACAAUGGAUGUAGAUGCCAAAAAGGCAUACGCUGCUACAACAAGCCCUCAACAUGCAGGUGUCGAAGGAACAAUGGAAGUGCUCCAGUGGAUAUGGAACACGGGCUUUGCAGCUGUGGCGGGCGAUGCUAUUAGCUGGGAGGUGUAUCCGCCAAGUGAAGGGGGUGUUUUGAUGCAUGAGUAUAUGCUGGCUGGAUGGGGCAUGCCGAUUGGUGAAUUAUUUGAUUUGGAGAGAUUGGCUGAGACAUGCAAGAAAUUGAACCGCUGGACGUUCUUCAUAUCAUCUUCGCCGUUCAACAUGAAGGGCGGUAUUUCCUCGCCACCAAAUGCCCAAGCAAUUUUCUAG